AUGAUAUACAACAUCCCACGAUCUAUCGAGACAUCGGAGAUGCCUGCUCUUCAAGCUAGACAAGCAAAUACACCAUCAUGCAACCCAAGCUUUUCCUGGAUUCCUCUGGGCGCCUGCGUAAUCACGCAGGCCAACGGGCCCACGAUCCACUCGUGGGGAGCUCGUGUUGGAGUUGGCGGCAACCAACAGCUUUGCGUGACGCCAUCUACCGUAGUCAACUCCACCCUACUCAUGGCUCCAUCCGUAUGUGACGACGCGCAGCUCGCGGCAGAAAACAUGACCUACAGCCAGUGCGCGAGCCGGCGCGGCGGCUUCAUCGAUCCCAACACGCUCUCGGCGGCCUCGUCAGCCGAGCUCGGGACAUUGUCAUCUCUGAAUCCCGGAUGGCCCGCCAUCGCCGGCCCCGACGCUUUCAAGUCCGCCGUAGAUGCCGUCAUGCACCUCCAUGGAGGACCGGAGAACGACGUAUCUAUGCUGCAAGGUAUCAUUGCCAGCGGGCGCAACCACACGACCUCACACCUGGGACUAGGAGAUCGCUCCGUGGUCCUGGAUGCGUUGCUGAUCGAGAAGCACAUCAGCAGCCGUAGCUUCGGUCUCAACGCAGGCUCGACGAGUGUAUCGGCACCUAGGGAUGGAGGUAUCGUCUUUGGUGACUACGAUGCGGGUGUUGCUGAAGGCACUUUCGUUCAGUACCCAAUGACAUAUUCCCAGAUCCUCAACGACCGCGUGUGCCCACUGCAGGUCACCAUCAAGCAACUCUCGCUUCGGCAGCCAGGCAUGCCCGAUAACAAGUUGUUUGGAGCGGAGUGGCCUCUCCAGGCGUGCAUUGAGCCCUACGACAAUCUCUUUCGUCUUCCCGGAACUCUAGUCAAGAACAACCUCAUCCCGGCAGUCGAAAGCAUCCUCGGAUCUUCCCCAGUCGUACCGCCUGCUGUCAAGGGGCUUUGGGUCAACGAGCCGGGGCUCACAUUUCCAAACAACAAGAGCAGCAUGGUCGACGCCAGUCUUGUUGUGACACUCGACAAGAACUUCACUGUAGAAAUCCCAGCAUACGAAUUCGUCCGACCGCUCAAGGGCCUGGCCGCGAAUGGGACCAGCGUCGUCGACAACAGCUUCUCCGAGGUGCAGGUGUAUUAUGACAGCAACGAGCCCCUGAACGCGGCGGUGUUGGGAAAGGUGUUUCUGAGCCAGGUGUAUCUGUUUGUGGACUAUGACAACCGUGUUUUGAAGCUGGCGAAUAUGAAUACGGAAUCGAGGAGCUCCGUGCCGCUAGCUGGUGGAUCGGGAACUGCUGGCUGCGGCGAAGAGCAGAGCGGCGUACACGGUGCUACUAUCGGAGUCAUUGUCAUAGGCGCUGUCGUAUUUGUGUUGCUUUUGUUGUUGAUCGGGGCCUGGCAGUGUAGGCAAUGGAGGAAUGGAAAGAGGCCUACCAACGCAGAGGCGGGAGAUGACAGGGUCCAAAGAGACGAUAUUGUAGGGCAGCAUCUUCCGGAGGUUGAUCAUCGAGAGCUCAACCCGGUAGUGACCAACAACCAAAGAUGCUCGGUGAGCCCUGACCUCAUUGACCUCAAUCCAGAGCAAGUCAUUUCUGCGUCGCCGGAGCCGAUGAGGGGCACAGUGACGCAAGAGGUGUCGGGCAAGGCAGAGCCAAAAGAACUGGCAGACACCACAGUCUCAUCGCGGUCCAAGGAGGAGUUGGGUACCGUUUUAGCAAGAGGACUAUUACUAGGAGACUCUCCUUGGGGCAGCGUGUCGACAGUUGGCGGCGGCGGCAGUGGUCACGCAAGGAGGCACAUGAGUAGCGGGACUGGCAUCAGCCCCUUGGAGCCCCGAGUGUCCAACCCCUGA
This is a messenger RNA of Thyridium curvatum, 1848 nucleotides long. RefSeq lists its product as uncharacterized. The transcript has a single exon. The record is from RefSeq and is a predicted model, not a curated record. Bases 1 to 1848 code for a protein of 615 amino acids. NCBI's taxonomy places the organism in Eukaryota, Fungi, Ascomycota, Sordariomycetes, Thyridiales, Thyridiaceae.